Molecule: messenger RNA, 2358 nt
Organism: Coprinopsis cinerea okayama7#130
Lineage: Eukaryota; Fungi; Basidiomycota; Agaricomycetes; Agaricales; Psathyrellaceae
Product: ubiquitin carboxyl-terminal hydrolase 14
Exons: 9
Coding region: 1-2358 (785 amino acids)
Biological process (GO): protein deubiquitination
Molecular function (GO): cysteine-type deubiquitinase activity; protein binding; zinc ion binding
Source: RefSeq, a predicted model, not a curated record
AUGUCGUGCUCACAUAUCGACACGAUCUCGACGUUACCGCCACCCAGACUGUCUCAGGCAGUGCACAGGGAAGAAUGCACACAAUGCUUUGACAAUCAGGAUUUACCAGCCGGCAUCGACGUCUGCCUCGUCUGCUUCAAUGGCGGGUGCCUCGAUAACGAGCGCAGACACGCCCAGAACCAUGUCCAGAAGAGCGGGCACAAGUUUACCUUGAACAUCAAGCGAAAGGUGAAGCCAUCGGCGCAGCGCGCUGAAAGCGAAGAACCACCCGCAAAGAUGACCAAACUGGCGAUCGUUGAAGAGCGGGAAGAAGACAAGUAUGAUCAGUUUACCGUCGUGAAGUGCUGGCUUUGCGAUCGUGAAAAAGGUCUCGAAGUUCCAGAGGCGUCGAGCAAUCCAGGAGUUAAAUCACUAGUCGACGGCGUUCUGCAAUCGCUAUCGUCGGCGCGGCAGUCAGAAGUCAAGGCCUGGGAAGAAGAAAUAGUUCCUUGCGAGCACACCUUGACGUUGGAACAGCUCCAGACAGGACCAAUUCCACAGUCGGGCCUAGCUCACUGUAACGCGUGCGACUUGAAGGAGAAUCUUUGGCUUUGUUUGACCUGCGGCUCGCUCGGUUGUGGGCGACAACAGUAUGGAGGGCUGGGAGGAAACGGACAUGGUCUCGCUCAUUUCGAAUCGACUGGACAUGCUGUCAGCGUCAAGCUUGGAACGAUCACGGCUGAAGGCGAGGCAGACAUCUACUGCUACGUUUGUAACGACGCUAAACAGGACCCUGAACUCGCUCGCCAUUUGUCGACUUUCGGAAUUAACGUACAAACCCUCACCAAGACCGAGAAGAGCAUGACAGAGCUACAGAUCGAACACAAUCUCAAGUACGAUUUCUCUCUCGUUGGCGAAGAUGGGCAAGCCUUGGAGCCGGUAUUUGGUCCUGGCCUCACAGGUCUGGCAAACCUGGGCAACAGCUGCUACAUGGCGUCGGUCCUUCAAACCAUCUUCUCGCUACCGGCCUUCCAGAAACGGUACAACGACCUUGCUGUGAACCACGCCAGAGCCUGCACUGUGUCCCUGCCUGCCGACUGCGUCGAGUGUCAGAUGCACAAGGUUGCCGACGGCUUGCUCAGCGGACGCUACUCUCAUCCCGCCAACUAUGCUGCUUCACCACAUCAAACUCCGACCGUGUCUUCAUCUGAUCCACUCCAACACGCUUCCCCUACACCCGUCUUCCAGACUGGCAUCAGGCCAGCAGGCUUCAAAACUCUGAUUGGCAAGGGUCACGAAGAGUUCUCAACGAUGAAGCAGCAGGACUCGGAAGAGUUCUUCACUCAUUUGCUGACGGUCUUGAGAAGAGACAUGCAUAAAUUCAAGGAUCGUUCAGAGCAAGACGCCACUACCAUCUUCUCCUACGCUUUGGAACAACGCCUGCAAUGCAACGACUGCAAGAAGGUCCGAUACCGCAACGAUACCAUGGACUCUGUCAGCGUCGCUGUACCGGCCAAAGAGAAGAGCAAAGACGCGGAGGGCAAGAUUGAGUACGAAGAUGUGCUCCUCACCUCCUGCCUGGAUGCCCUAUUGAGCCCCGAAGCACUUGAAUAUUCUUGCCCCUCAUGUCAGAAGAACGUUCACGCUCUCAAGCAGACCAAGUUUGCCUCGUUCCCCGAAACACUCGUCGUGCAUGCCAAGAAGUUCCAACUCGUGAACUGGGUACCAACCAAGCUCGGAGAAGAGGAGUUCCCGGCCGAAGCAGCGGAAGCCGCGCCAGGACUACCCGAAUUUAACGCUGCAGCGAUGGCUCAGCUCGAAGGCAUGGGCUUCCCCACUGUUCGGUGCCAGAAGGCGCUACUUGCGACAGGAAACAGCGAUCCUGAAGCUGCGAUGGAAUGGUUGUUCGCCCACAUGGAGGAUCCUGACAUCGAUGACCCUAUUCCAAUCCCGGGACCUGGAGGAUCGAGUGCAGGGCCUGAACCCUCGCCUGAACAGGUAGCGAUGCUGGCGGAUAUGGGUUUCACCCCUGCCCAGGCGAAGAAGGCCUUACGAGAGACGUCUGGUAAUGCUGAACGGGCGGUUGAAUGGUUGUUCAAUCAUCCUGAUGACACCGGCGAGGAAGCUGCUCCUGCUCCUUCGACGUCGUCUGCACCUCCUACUCUUCCAGGAUCGACCGCUGUUCCCGCACGUUACAAACUCAAGGCUUUCAUCUCGCAUAAAGGUCCUUCAGUCCAUUCGGGACACUAUGUCGCACAUAUUAGGGUGUCGGAUGAUCAAUGGGUGCUUUUCAAUGACGAAAAGGUUGUGAAGGCGGAUGCGGAGAGUGUGAGGGAUUUGAAGCGGCUGGCGUAUUUGUAUGUCUUUGAGAAGAUUUGA